Formica exsecta is the source of this 2330-nucleotide messenger RNA. RefSeq names its product cytohesin-1 (gene step). The transcript has 6 exons. Bases 554 to 1885 code for a protein of 443 amino acids. The record is from RefSeq and is a predicted model, not a curated record. Lineage: Eukaryota; Metazoa; Arthropoda; Insecta; Hymenoptera; Formicidae. Gene Ontology annotation, biological process: regulation of ARF protein signal transduction. Gene Ontology annotation, molecular function: guanyl-nucleotide exchange factor activity.
GCGGGGAGUCGCGUGACGGCGGCGGACGUGCUUGCCGGCUCGCUUGCCAGUCGGUUUCGUUCGGUCGGUUGUGGUUUAUCGCGCUCGAAACGUGUCGCCUUUAUCUUCCCUGUGAAACGCAUUACGCACUUGUUGCCUUUCACGUGACGCGAUUAUUCAUUUUAAUGGUACGCGGUACGAGGAAUUUCACUUUCCCACGAGUAUACACGAAAACCGGGAAAGAAGCGCGCACGGUCGCGGGUAUAUAAUUAUAUAAAGCGUGCUUUUAAAAGAGUCGUCGUCGUCGUCGUCGUCAUUGUCGCCGCGCAGGUCGGUCGUUGCACUUCCGACCGCGUGCUCGGUGACCCUUGUACCUCGUCUAUUCUUGUUGGGGUCGUAUAUGUAUAACGCGAGCCAUGUUACGUUUCGAUCGUGACCAAGACGGUGAACGAUGCAGAAUUGUGCAAAGUGCGUGUCGUUUACCGUCUAGGAAGACUGGACACGCAAAGUGAGGGAGCUUUUCGGGAGCUCGCGAAGAUCCGACCGAUCAAAGAGUGCGCGGUGCGCCGGGAAGAUGAUCUUCACCGGCAGAUCGGUGGACGCUCUCGACGAGAUGCGCGGCACCGGUACCACACCAGAUGGUGUCCGUCCAACAGUGGACGGUGGACGCCGAGACGCGAGUGCGGUCGCUAUCGCUGCCGGAUGGUUCUCCAGUUUGCGGAGACCCGGCAAGAGAAACAAGAAGAGCUUGAAUCAGAAGCAGGCUAAGAGCGCCUGGGAUCUCAGCGUCUUGUCCACCACGCAACUGAAAGAUGAAUUGGGAGAGGUUGUCGCAGAGAUGGAGGCGAUGGAGGGCGGCGGACUUACGGCCGACGAGACGAAACCGUCCAACAAGGCCAAGCAGACGUCGAUCGGUCGCAAGAAAUUCAAUAUGGAUCCCAAGAAGGGCAUCGAGUACCUGAUAGAGCACAACCUGUUGGCGCCGACGCCGGAAGACGUAGCUCAGUUUCUUUACAAGGGCGAGGGUCUCAACAAAACUGCAAUCGGCGACUAUCUUGGUGAACGGCACGACUUCAACGAACGGGUGCUGCGAGCCUUCGUCGAGUUACACGAUUUCACCGAUCUUAUAUUGGUGCAGGCCCUACGUCAGUUCCUCUGGUCGUUUCGAUUGCCCGGCGAAGCGCAGAAGAUCGAUCGCAUGAUGGAGUGUUUCGCUCAAAGGUACUGCCAGCUCAACCCGAAUAUCUUCACCAAUACAGACACCUGCUACGUGUUGAGCUUCGCCAUCAUUAUGUUGAAUACUUCGUUACAUAAUCCGAGCGUUAAAGAUAAGCCCAGCGUGGAGCAGUUUAUUUCGAUGAACCGAGGGAUUAAUAACGGAGGAGAUCUACCGCGAGAGCUGCUUGUGAGUCUAUAUGAGAGUAUAAAAACCGAGCCUUUCAAAAUACCAGAGGACGAUGGCAAUGACUUGAUGCACACUUUCUUCAAUCCUGAUAAAGAGGGUUGGCUGUGGAAGCAAGGCGGACGGUACAAGAGUUGGAAGAGGCGAUGGUUUAUAUUGAACGACAACUGUUUAUACUAUUUCGAAUAUACAACGGAUAAGGAACCACGUGGCAUUAUUCCAUUAGAAAAUAUUCAGGUCCGAGAGAUUCAGGACCGACACAAACCGCACUGUUUCGAAUUGUAUGCCGCUGGUUCCGAGUUCAUAAAGGCGUGCAAGACUGACAGUGAGGGAAAGGUUGUCGAAGGAAAACAUACUGUAUACAGAAUGUCCGCAGCUACCGACGAAGAAAAGGAUGAAUGGAUCAAAUGUGUGCGGCAAAGUAUAUCGCACAAUCCGUUCUACGACAUGUUGGCGGCGCGAAAGAAAAAGGCACAGAAAACCAAUGUACAUUCAAAGAGUUAAACGCUGCCACAAGCCGGGUUUCUCGGCGUAUUAGAAGACUGUUUAUUUCGAUCAAACGUUACGUUUGAUAUGUAUGGUAUCGUAGAAUACAACCCAAUCAUACACAAUGGCGAAAAUUCAUUGUGAAAGCACGCCGAAAGCGUUAUAAAACAUGUCGGUGGAAACUAGGCACGGUGACAUGACACGAAAUAUUGCUGCGACUGCAUACAUAGAAUAUGACAUUAAUAUGGCAUCAUUCGUAGACUGAGCACGGAAUAUAGAAUCGGCGCGAUGUCCCUUGAGUGCAAAAUAGGCAAUUAGAUGAAAAUUACAUCGAUGACGGUAAUGUAUCAUAACGCGCCGUUACAACACGAUGCUCGAUCAGCAUUAUAUCGUUACGAAAAGAAUUUUGCACUAUAGAGGCUUAGCCAUCAAUUUAAAUAUAGACUGCUUUUAUAUAUAUAUA